Messenger RNA from Pseudopodoces humilis (Tibetan ground-tit), 2336 nucleotides. It is a transcript of the gene SPIRE2, whose product is annotated as spire type actin nucleation factor 2. Gene Ontology annotation, molecular function: actin binding; microtubule binding. The record is from RefSeq and is a predicted model, not a curated record. Gene Ontology annotation, cellular component: cell cortex; cytoplasmic vesicle membrane. Gene Ontology annotation, biological process: intracellular transport; establishment of meiotic spindle localization; Golgi vesicle transport. Lineage: Eukaryota; Metazoa; Chordata; Aves; Passeriformes; Paridae.
AUGGCGCGGGCGGGCGCGGGGCCGCCGCGGGAGCUGUCCCUGGAGGAGGUGCUGAAGUGCUACGAGCAGCCGCUGAACGAGGAGCAGGCCUGGGCGAUCUGCUUCCAGGGCUGCCGCGCCGCCGCCGCCGCCCCCGUGGCCCCCGCGCCGCUCCGCACCACCGACAUCCGCCUCCGCGCCGACGGCUCCGUCCGCCUGCCCGCCCCGCCGCACGACCUGCCCGCGCUGCUGACGCCCUCCGCCGAAGCCCAGAUGGUGCAGUCGCUGGGCUUUGCCGUGUACCGGGCGCUGGACUGGGGACUGGACGAGAACGAGGAGCGGGAGCUGAGCCCGCGCCUGGAGCAGCUCAUCGACCUGAUGACCAACAGCGACUCCGAGGACAGCGGCUGCGCCACGGCCGACGAGGGCUAUGGGGGGCAGGAUGAGGAGGAGGAGGGGGGCGAGGGGCCGCCUCGCUCCGUGCGCACCUUCGGCCAGACCAUGCGCUGCUGUGCCGCCCGCCUGGCCGACCCCGCGGGCGCCCCGGCGCACUACCAGGCUGUGUGCCGCGCCCUCUUCGCCGAGACCGUGGAGCUCAUGGCCUUCCUCGCCAAGAUCCGCGAUGCCAAGGAGCUACUGCAGAAGCUGAAGGAGGAUGAGGAAGAGGAGGAGCGGCCGGCGGCGGAGCUGGGCAACCUGCGCAACACAGACUGGGCCCGGUUGUGGGUGCAGCUGAUGAGGGAGCUGCGGCACGGAGUGAAGCUGAAGAAGGUGCAAGAGAAGCAGUUCAACCCUCUGCCCACCGAGUACCAGCUCACACCCUUUGAGAUGCUCAUGCAGGACAUCCGUGCUCGCAACUACAAACUCCGCAAGGUCAUGGUGGAUGGAGAUAUCCCCCCCCGGGUGAAGAAAGAUGCCCACGAGCUCAUACUUGACUUCAUCCGCUCACGCCCCCCCCUGAAGCAGGCAUCAGAGCGGCGGCUGCGGCCACUGCCCCAGAAGCAGAGGACGCUCCAUGAGAAGAUCCUGGAGGAGAUCAGGCAGGAGCGGAAGCUCCGGCCCGUGGAGCAGAAAGGAUACAGCUCCUUGCCCUGCAUCCCACACGCCUGUGCUGGCCACCUGACCUCCAGCUCCUGCCUCGAGCUGUCCCGGUGCCCGGCCAGCGCCGUGCCUGUGCGCCCACGGCCACGCGUCCUGCUCAAGGCGCCCACCCUUGCCGAGAUGGAGGAGAUGAACCUCUCUGAGGAUGAGGACUCUCCGGCCACAGAGGUGCCACUGAAGCGGGAUCGCUCCUUCUCAGAGCAGGACCUGGCACAGCUGCAGAGCCAGCUGGGGGGUGACCAGGCUGCGCCCCGGGACCCAGAGCCACUGCAGCCCGAGCCCCGGCCCCGCUCAGGCUCUGUCCCCGCCAGCUGCCACCCACUGCCAGAUGGCCCAGCACUGCCCCGGGCUGCCCUCGGCGCUGUGGAAGAGAGGCCGGAGGAUGGAUCCAGUGCUGCCCCUGCCAGCAGCUCCAAGCACCUCUGGCUGGAGUUCAGCCACCCUGUGGAGAGCCUGGCCCUGACUGUGGAGGAGAUGAUCAACGUGCGCAGGGUGCUGGUCAAGGCUGAGAUGGAGAAGUUCCUGCAGAGCAAGGAGCUGUACAGCAGCCUGCGGAGGGGGAAGGUCUGCUGCUGCUGCAGGGCCAAGUUUCCUCUCUUCUCCUGGCCUGCAUCGUGUUUCUUCUGCAAGCGGUCUGUCUGUAGCUCCUGCAGUCUAAAGAUGAAGAUGCCUUCCAAGAAGCUGGCUCACAUCCCCGUCUACGCGCUGGGCUUCGAGAGCCUGCCGGGCUCGCUGCCGCCCAGGGCCCCGCCGCUGCGCCGGAGGGAGCCCUUCCACUCGCUCUCGGGGCCGUGCUGGCGCCGGGUGGAGGAGGAAUUCCCGCACAUCUACGCCCAGGGCUCGGUCCUGCGCGACGUCUGCUCCGACUGCGCCGGCUUCGUCACGGACGUGGUCAGCUCCAGCCGCCGCAGCGUGGCCGUCCUGAACGCCAGCGCCGCGUCCCGGCGCCGCGCCAAGGCCCGCUCCCUCUACAGCGACGCGUGGCUCCAGUGAAGGGCCGGGCGCCCCGGUGAUGGUCGCCACGGGGGUGCCGGUCACCCCGGCACAGCCCCCCGAUGUACAUAUAUACAUAGGAUGGAUACACACAGCUUCUAUAUUUAUAUACGUUAUGGACCAGGGGGCAGAAGGAGCCGUUCCCGCUGUCCCUGCCAUCCCCUUUUGUCCCCGCCACCGGCCCCCGAGGGGAUGGAUCCCGCUGUGGGACACUGCAGAGCCCCGGAGGACGGGUCCCGCUGCGGGGCAGCUCUUGGGGGAUG